Cucurbitaria berberidis CBS 394.84 is the source of this 1065-nucleotide messenger RNA. Its product is annotated as MYG1 protein-like protein. The coding region runs from base 1 to 1065 and encodes 354 amino acids. The transcript has 2 exons. Lineage: Eukaryota; Fungi; Ascomycota; Dothideomycetes; Pleosporales; Cucurbitariaceae. The record is from RefSeq and is a predicted model, not a curated record. Gene Ontology annotation, cellular component: cytoplasm; nucleus.
AUGGCCACUGAGAACCCCGCCAAAAAGCUCAAGGUGGAGGCGCCCUUGAUUGGGACACACAGCGGCCACUUCCACGCCGAUGAGUCCCUCGCUGUCGCCAUGCUGCGGCUGCUGCCCACCUACCUCGACUCCCAGCUCGUCCGCACCCGCGACCCCGCCCAGCUCGCGACAUGCCACACCGUCGUCGACGUAGGCGGCGAGUACGACGACAGCAGCAAGCGCUACGACCAUCACCAGCGCGGCUUCGACACCGUCUUCCCAGGCCACAGCACCAAGCUCUCCUCGGCGGGGCUCGUCUACCUGCACUUUGGAAAGGACAUCAUCACCACGGUGACUGGCCUACAAGGGCAAGACCGCGAUAUCCUGUUUGAGAAGCUGUACACGGACUUCAUUGAGGCCUUUGAUGCCAACGACAACGGUGUCAACGUUAUUGCGCCCAAGGAUCUGGCGCAAGCGGGGUUGGAGAAGAAGUUUGAGGAUCGCGGCUUCAGCAUUGCGAGCGUCGUCAAUCGUUACAACUAUGGGCCCCGCUCUGCCAGCGCUGAAGAGACCAAAACCCCCGAGGCAAAGCAGGCCGAGGAGGACAUGCGCUUUUCCAAGGCAUCUCAGUUCGUCGGCGAGCAGUUCUUGCUCGAGCUGACCGACCGCGCCAACUCAUGGCUGCCCGCUCGUCACCAGGUCAAGCAGGCAUACGACGCACGGUUCCAGUACGAUGCGCAAGGUCGCAUUCUGGUCCUUCACGAGGGCAUGCCCUGGGCCGAUCACAUGUACACCCUCGAGAAGGAGGCAUCCAUCCCAGCGGGCGUCGCACCGCAAGUCCUGUACGUUUUGUUCCCUGAAGACCAACCCGAAGGAAAGUGGCGCAUUCGAGCUGUCAGCAAAGAGAACGGUGGCUUUGAAAACCGCAAGGACCUGCCAGACGCGUGGAAGGGUGUCCGCGAUGAGCAGCUGGACCAGGUCUCUGGUAUCCCCGGGUGUGUCUUUGUGCAUGCUGCUGGCUUCAUUGGCGGCAACAAGUCGUUCGACGGCGCGCUGGCUAUGGCGAAGAAGGCGCUCGAACUCUAG